UACUGUACAUUUAAAAUCAUCUGUUUUGACCAGUCCGCCAUUUUGGAUGUGAAGUUACGACCCAGGGCUGUUCCGUCCCAACCCUGACCCCUGACCCCUGAUGUGACUUUGAGUCCACACUUCAUAGGAGGCGCAGGGCGCUGAGCACUGGGACCAGGCCUUAAUCCUCUCCUGGAUCAGCAGGGGUUAAUAUCAGAUUAUAGGCGCCAUGCUGGUUUUUCUGAAGAAGCUCCGCCUCUACAGGAAGCGCCACCAGCAGCCAUCUUUAAGCAGAUCGCCCACAGAGGAGCACCGCCGUUAGACGCACACACAGAAACACACAGUGGAUACUCAGUAGUUCGCCUCCCUGCAGCUGCUGCACCAGAACCACCUCAGGCCCGAUUCAACAGAACCUUCUGCUGUUGAGAAUCCAAACAGGUUCUGGAAGUUCAGAAAAUUGACUUUUAUUUUGAAACCACUUACUUCCUGUGGUCAGGAAAUAAACUUCAGCGCUCCUCUUCCUCAUCUGAGGAAGGAUGAAGCUUCUUCUGUCCGCCUGCAGCUGGACCAGAACCAGGACCAGGUUCUGGUUCCAACUGGUUUCAACUUUCUGGGAGGAGGAAGUGAUGCGGUGGUGACUUCCUGCCUGUGCAGCCAAUCAGCUGAUCUUCAUCGGCACACAGACAGGAAGUGACAUUAUGCAAAUCAGCUGGUCUGUCCAGGUCUACUUCCUGGGGCUGAGGUUCUGAUCCGGUCAAAGUUCUGCUGGCCGAGGCCCGGUUCUGCAUUCGGAACCAGCCUGACCCGGGAGUCACUUCAGAACCCCGAGGUCCGACCGAACCGGCACAUGGAGCAGGAGGAACAAUCCAGGUCAGAACCGUGACAACCGAACCGGGUCAGAAAAAUCCUGAUUCCUGAGGUCUUCAUUGUUCAAAGGUUCUGACUGCUGGAUCCAUCCAUCCUCUGGUCCUGCUGCUGUGUUCCUGGUUCUGCCCAGCAGGGGGAGCUCUUCCCCCCAUGGAGGUCAGGGCAGCUGCUGCUGAUCCGCCCUUCCGGAGUCACCGACUGCCCUCCCUCCCUCUCUCUCUCUCUCGCCUCCUCCCUUUGGUCAGUCCAGCAGCGUUUCCUCCUCCAGCAGCAGCUCCUCCAUCUGCUCCCUGUUCUGUGGCCGUGUCCGGACCGUACUGCUGUGGAGCCCUGGUGUCUGACAGGUGAACUCACCUGAGAAAGACGGAAGUUUUCUGCAGGAUCUUCUCUGGAUACUUUGUCAGUUUUUCUGUUGAUCACGAUGAAAAGAGCCGAGAGCAGCUCAGGUUCUGAUUGACCCAAUCUGAACCAAGACGACCCACUACGCAGAAAUGUUCUGGAGGAAGGAGGCCGGGACUCUUCUGAUGGUUCUACUGGUUCUGUUGGACCCGUCCGCCGGGCGUGAGCCUCGGCGGCCUGGGUUGAGGCGGCGCCACGCCAGGGACCAGGAGAGACGGCGCCCGUGGCAGAAUAUCACGCUGGCGGUGAUCCUCCCUCAGAACGCCAGGUACCCCUGGGCUUGGCCUCGGGUUGGACCCGCCGUGGAGCGGGCCGUCAGAACCGUCAACUCUGACCCAACCCUGCUGCCCGACCACCGCCUCAGCUAUGUGUUCAACAGCAGCGAGGACAGGAACGGGAUCUGCUCCGAGUCGGUGGCUUCGCUGGCGGCGGUCGACCUGAAGCUGGCCCGAGACCCGUGGGCGUUCAUCGGCCCCGGCUGCUCCUACGCCGCCGCGCCGGUCGGCCUGUUCACCGCCCACUGGGACGUGCCCAUGAUCACGGCGGGAGCCACGGCCGUGGCGUUCUACAACGGCGUCUACCCCUCCAUCACCAACACGGGCCCCACCCACAAGAAGCUGGGCCGGUUCGGCCUACGGGUCUGCCUGGAGUCUGAGUGGACGGAACACGUGGCGCUGGUGUUCAGCGACCACAAGUACGACGACCGGCCGUGCUACUUCGCCAUCGAGGGUCUGUACGAGGAGCUGAAGGCGUUCAACAUCAGCACCCAUCACAGCGUGUUCGAGGAGAAGGAGAUCGACUUCGCGCAGAUCCUCGCCGACAUCCAGAACAGCGGCCGCGUGAUGUUCGUCUGCUGCUCUGCUGACGUCUUCAGGAAGCUGCUGGUCCACUUCUGGCGGGCCGACCUUCCUCACCACGAGUACGUCUUCCUCUUCAUCGACCUGUUCGCCGACAGCCUGAGCUCCGGAGGCCGGUCGCCGUGGGAACGAGGCGACGAAGACGAUGCCGCAGCCAAGGAGGCCUUCCAGGUUGUGAAGUUUCUGACCUAUCAGGAGCCUCAGAGCUCCGCCUACCAACAGUUUGUCUCCAACCUCAAGAUGGACGCCAGGAACUGGUUUAACUACAGCAUGGACGACUCUCUGAUGAACAUCAUCGCCGCAGGGUUUUAUGACGGCCUCAUGAUUUACGCCCGCGCUCUGAAUGAAACUAUGGCGGCUUCAGGAGCCAGACCGCCAGGGAGAAACAUCACCGCCAAGAUGUGGAACCGAACCUUUACUGGUGUGGCAGGUCCGGUCCAGUUGGACGUGAACGGGGACCGGGAGAUGGACUACGCUCUGUGGGACUGGGACUCCAACCGCAGCGCCUACCGGGUGGUUCUGACCUACCGCAGCUCAGAGCAGAACUUGACCAAGGUACCUGGGUCGGUCCGGUUCUGGUUGGGUGGAACCAGGCCUCUGGACGUUCCCUUCUGCGGCCUGAAGAACGACAACCCAAAGUGCCUCACAAGAACCAUCACCGUCCACCAGAUGGCGUCCAUCCUGGUCUGCUUCCUCAUCACCAUGACGACCACCGUCGCCAUCUUCAUCUACAGGAGGCUGAGGCUGGAGCGGGAGCUGGUGGCUCAGCUAUGGCGAAUCUCGUGGGAAGAUCUGCACAUGAGCAGCAUGGAGAAGGUUCUGCGGAGCGGCAGCCGGGUCACCCUGUCGCUGAGAGGCUCCAACUACGGAUCCUUGAUGACCGGAGACGGAAACCUGCAGGUGUUCGCCAAGACUGGCUACUGCAAGGGGAACAUCGUGGCCAUCAAAUACUCCAACAGGAAGCGGAUUGAGCUGAACAGGAAGGUUCUGUUUGAACUCAAACACAUGAGAGACGUCCAGAAUGAACACCUGACCCGGUUCAUCGGGGCGUGCAUCGACCCGCCGAACAUCUGCAUCGUCACCGAGUACUGUCCCCGAGGCAGCCUGCAGGACAUCCUGGAGAACGACAGCAUCACCCUGGACUGGAUGUUCAAGUAUUCGCUCAUCAACGACAUUGUGAAGGGAAUGGUUUUCCUUCACAACAGUGUCAUCGUCUCUCACGGUAAACUCAAAUCGUCUAACUGCGUGGUGGACAAGCGCUUUGUCCUCAAGAUCACCGAUUAUGGCCUGACCAGCUUCCGAUCCGACCCGGACUGCGGCAGCGACGCUCACGCCUACUACGCCCAGAAGCUGUGGGUGGCUCCAGAGCUGCUCCGGAUGGAAUCUCCGCCUCCUCAGGGGACGCAGAAAGGAGACGUGUACAGCUUUGGGAUCAUCCUGCAGGAGGUGGCGCUGCGCCGAGGAGCCUUCUACCUUGAGGGGGCGCUGCUAAGUCCCAAAGAGAUCGUGGACCGGGUGAUUUUGGGCGAGUGGCCCUGCCUGCGGCCCACCGUGGACACGGAGGACCACCGAGAGAGUCCAAGUCCCAACGAGUCCAAACCCGAGGUGGGCCAGCUGAUGCAGCGCUGCUGGGCCGAGGAGUCGACUGAGAGACCAGACUUCAACCACAUCCGCCUGCUGCUGCGCAAGCACGGCACAGAGUCUAGGAACAACAUCCUGGACAACCUGCUGUCCCGCAUGGAGCAAUACGCCAACAACCUGGAGGAGCUGGUGGAGGAGCGCACCCAGGCCUACCAUGAGGAGAAACGCAAGGCCGAGGCCCUGCUCUACCAGAUACUGCCACACUCGGUGGCAGAGCAACUGAAGCGCGGAGAGACGGUUCAAGCUGAAGCCUUCGACUCGGUCACAAUCUACUUCAGUGACAUCGUUGGUUUCACCGCCCUGUCUGCAGAAAGCUCCCCCAUGGAGGUCGUGACUCUCCUCAAUGACCUGUACACCUGCUUUGAUGCCAUCAUUGACAACUUUGAUGUUUAUAAGGUGGAGACCAUCGGUGAUGCCUACAUGGUGGUCUCCGGGCUGCCGGUGAGAAACGGGAAGCGGCAUGGCAGGGAGAUCGCCCGCAUGGCGCUCGCCCUGCUGGCUGCUGUCCGAACCUUCAGGAUCCGCCACCGGCCGGAGCGGCAGCUGGAGCUGAGGAUCGGGAUUCACAGCGGUCCGGUGUGUGCCGGAGUGGUGGGUCUGAAGAUGCCACGGUACUGCCUGUUCGGGGACACAGUCAACACAUCUUCACGGAUGGAGUCCACUGGGGAAGCGCUGAAGAUUCACGUGUCUGCGGCGACCCGCGACGUCCUGAUGGAGUUCAACUGCUUCCAGCUGGAGCGCCGAGGGUCCGUCGACGUCAAGGGGAAGGGAACCAUGACCACCUAUUGGCUGUUGGGGGAGAGCGGCAGCCAAUGA
Molecule: messenger RNA, 4559 nt
Organism: Xiphophorus couchianus (Monterrey platyfish)
Lineage: Eukaryota; Metazoa; Chordata; Actinopteri; Cyprinodontiformes; Poeciliidae
Product: atrial natriuretic peptide receptor 1-like
Exons: 22
Coding region: 1338-4559 (1073 amino acids)
Biological process (GO): intracellular signal transduction; cGMP biosynthetic process; protein phosphorylation
Cellular component (GO): plasma membrane
Molecular function (GO): adenylate cyclase activity; peptide receptor activity; ATP binding
Source: RefSeq, a predicted model, not a curated record